This is a messenger RNA of Hyalella azteca, 1545 nucleotides long. RefSeq lists its product as uncharacterized. The record is from RefSeq and is a predicted model, not a curated record. Lineage: Eukaryota; Metazoa; Arthropoda; Malacostraca; Amphipoda; Hyalellidae. Bases 1 to 1344 code for a protein of 447 amino acids. The transcript has a single exon.
AUGAAGUGUGUGGACUUAAAAGAAGUGCAGCAUUUGCUCAUGAACUGGGUCGAUUCAACUCGUUUGGCAAACCGAGAUCCAAAAGCUGAGUGCGUUAUGAACCAUGGACAGGUUGAGGGCGCCAUGCUUAAAGUAGUGGGUCAGCGAGCCAAUAAACUACAUCACGUAGAACGACUCGUGUGGCCCCAUCUAGUAUCUGGAGAACUUUUGCGACUUAUUGGAGGGCAUUGCGCUGCUUUACAAGAAUUGUGCUUAGCUUGUGACUGUCAGGUGGCCGGGAGAGACGAAGAUGAGAACACGUUCACGCUGAUGGCAGGUAACGGGACGUGGGAAGAUGAUGUGGCAAGAGCAUUAUCCAGCUUGUACGGUCGCGUCCCAGGCAAUUUCUCUGUUACUAAGCCAACGGGUUGUCCGAAACUCAGAAAACUAAUCUUGCCCCAUCUAGAAGAUGAAAAUGGCAUCGCAGCUUCGUCUCUGGCCUGCGCACUUUGUGUCUUGCCUCAAUUGGAAUAUGUGAGUGGAAUUCCAAUGAUGUCUGCGCUCAUGAAAUUUAGAGGAAAAAAUAGUGCAGCUAAGAGCAUUAAACUUAGAAAUAUCGGAGACCACGACCUUUUCAUGCGUCGGCCAUCUCCCAAUGUCUCAUACCUAAAGGAAAUCCUACCUCGACUAGAUUCGAUCGACAUCAUUGCGUCACCAGCCAUAACUCGCGGCUUGGCGCAAAUGUUUCCAAACAUCACAACCCUCAAAAUAGAGUGGCCUGACUUCGAAAAUAGCACCAAAUUGUUUUCGAACCUCGUGACGCUGGACUUAAUUCUAGAUUACCGAGGUGUAUGGCAGCUUCUUCGUAACUUGGGCAAACAUUGUCGUGCUUUAAAAAGUCUAACUUUGCGACAGCCAAGCUUGCUUGUGAGCGACGACCACGAGGAAGGAGUCGCACCACCAAAGUUUGCCACUCUGGAGCAUUUCCAUUUAUUUCGUUCCAGCUUCAUUGAGUUUACAGCAUUCAAAAAUCUAAUGAUGGGCUGCACUAACUUGAAGAAGCUCCACCUUACGUUGAGCAACGAUCGCAAUUACAUCGUGGACGAGUUGGGAGAUGCUCUAAUAAGAAAUGUGAUUCCGUACUUCGGAGUUCUCGAAAGCUUCAAAAUUGAAAGUCUGUAUCGGUACAACCUAUGCAUGCACUUGAAUUGUACACUGUCAAUUGACACAGUUCGCUGCCUCAUCAAACACUGCCCCAACAUCUCCUACAUCGGCCACCUCGAUUCCUGGGAUGUUGUUGAUCAAGAUAUUGAAAAAUUAAUGGAAGAAAUUAAGCAGCAAAAUUUAGACCUUGUGGUACAGUGAAAAGCUUUUCUCGGCGUUGCUAGUUGCCGAAGACCCGAACUGCAGGAAUAAUGUCAUGAGUCGUCUCUCUUGUGGACAGUUGAAUCUUAUUUUGCACAAAAGUUAGUAUCUCUACGAUCACACAAUUUUAUUUAUUGCUCGACCAGCUCUGAAAAUGUUCAGCAUUGCAAUAUUUGCUUAAUAAGAUAAAUGGAAAAUUAU